This is a messenger RNA of Penicillium chermesinum, 1911 nucleotides long. RefSeq lists its product as uncharacterized. Lineage: Eukaryota; Fungi; Ascomycota; Eurotiomycetes; Eurotiales; Aspergillaceae. The record is from RefSeq and is a predicted model, not a curated record. The transcript has 7 exons. Gene Ontology annotation, molecular function: 3'-tyrosyl-DNA phosphodiesterase activity; single-stranded DNA binding; double-stranded DNA binding. Gene Ontology annotation, biological process: single strand break repair; double-strand break repair. Gene Ontology annotation, cellular component: nucleus. The coding region runs from base 1 to 1911 and encodes 636 amino acids.
AUGGAUGACGAUGAGGAUUUGCAGGCCGCCAUCCGGGCAUCCCUGGCUGAGUACAAGGCCGAACAGUCUCGCGCCCAGGGUGUUGUGGAUCUGACAAACGACUCGAGUAACGACUCGGAUGUUCAGGAAGUGUUCCCGAAGUCGAAUUCAGUCGUCGGCUCUGAUACAGAUGAUGACAGCGACGGAGACUUGAAGAAAGCAAUUGCCAUGUCUAUUGAGCAGCCGGACGAGGAGAGUAAGCCAUCAACUGUAACUGUUACUCACGAAAAGCCCCAGCCUAUGGGCAUCUCAGGCCUUGGUCUCCUUGACCGUCAGAAGAUGGAAGAAGAGCGUCUCGCCCGUUUGUCUAAGCGGAAAGCUGAGAAAUCUAUGAGCCCACCUGGACGAGGCGGUUCCAAGGCCUUGAAAUUUGCGCGACAGCUUGACGCAGACUCGCCUGACCCAUCCUCCGCUGAGACUACCACAACUGCUUCCCUCGGGUAUCGCGACAAUUUUCCAAGUGCCAGGCCAGGAGUUCAAUUCCCACACGGCAUUGUUAAGAAGACUUGCCUCGCCAAAACUCCACGUGUGGGCGAUGAUAUCACCAUCGAAGAGGUCAUCCAGCGAUCUCAACUAAAGUUUGCUCUUCUGAGCUCGUUUCUAUGGGACACAGACUGGCUGUUUUCUAAAAUCGAUAUGGACAGCACCAAAUUGAUGCUCGUCAUGAGCGCCAAAACGGAAGAAGAGCGGCUCGCCUUGAGACAGCAAAGCAGUUUCCUAACGCAGACUGAAUUAGUCUUCCCACCCAUGAACGCACAAUCCAACUGCAUGCAUUCCAAGUUGAUGUUGCUUUGCCACACAGACUAUCUUAGGAUUGUUGUCCCGACUGCCAACCUUACGCGUCAUGACUGGGGCGAGAGCGGGCUAAUGGAAAAUACCGUCUUUCUCAUCGACCUUCCGCGUAGGCCGGCAGGGUCCACUACUCAGGAGACUCCCUUUUAUCUGAGUCUCGUUGAUUUCAUGAAGGCGAGUGGGCUGUCUUCCAAACUCAUCGACCGGGUUGGAACAUACGACUUCGCUGAAACAAUGCGAUAUGCCUUCGUCCAUUCAAUCGGCGGUACCACCGGCCCUAGCGCCCAAGACCCGUGGAAAGGUACCGGAUACUGCGGUCUUGGACGGGCUGUUAGCCAGCUAGGUCUUCAAUCCUCGUCCCCAAUCAACAUCGACUACAUCACUUCAUCCAUUGGUUCUCUGAACGAAGAAUUUCUCCGCGCGAUCUAUCUUGCUUGCAAGGGCGAUGAUGGAAUGACUGAAUACACACUCCGUAAUACGAAAUCUUCUAAAGCUUCUUUCCCGGAUAAUCGACGCAAAGCGAUGGAGAAGGUUGGCGGCGAAUGGAAGCACCGUUUGAACGUCUAUUUCCCCUCUGACCGCACCGCCCAUGCCGCCCAUGCUCGGCCUCUUGACACCGCGGGAACCAUCUGCUUCCAGGAAAAGUGGUGGAAAAGUCCUAGCUUCCCUCGGCAUGUUCUGAAAGACUGUGAGAGCCGACGCGGCGCUCUUAUGCAUAACAAACUCAUUUAUGUUUGGCCGGACCAACCUAUCUCUUUGGAGCAAGACAAUAUGGAGUGCAAAGGCUGGGUUUACAUCGGCAGUGCCAAUAUCUCUGAAAGCGCAUGGGGCCGCCUCGUCAAAGACCGUGCCACCGCUCAGCCCAAGAUGAACUGCCGAAACUGGGAAUGUGGCGUUGUGUACCCCAUCAUCACACGGUCUUCCGCAGUCUCCAGCGCAGACGGAAAAGCUCCAGCCCAGCAGCAUCUGCCAGUGGCGGUAUUCAACGAGGCGGUGCCUGUGCCGAUAAAGGUUCCUGCUGAGAGCCUCUCUGACGAACGACCACCCUGGUUCUUCAUGGGCCAAGAGAAAUUUUAUUGA